Messenger RNA from Lytechinus pictus (painted urchin), 3384 nucleotides. RefSeq names its product gastrula zinc finger protein XlCGF57.1-like. Lineage: Eukaryota; Metazoa; Echinodermata; Echinoidea; Temnopleuroida; Toxopneustidae. The transcript has 4 exons. The record is from RefSeq and is a predicted model, not a curated record. Bases 420 to 2072 code for a protein of 550 amino acids. Gene Ontology annotation, molecular function: DNA-binding transcription factor activity, RNA polymerase II-specific. Gene Ontology annotation, cellular component: nucleus. Gene Ontology annotation, biological process: regulation of transcription by RNA polymerase II.
GCCGAACCAAAUCUGCCGCUACACACUAUAGCCGAGAUGAUUGAUCAGUGCAAUAAAAAAAAAAAACGAGUAGGCCCCUACCGGACAGUCCGGUAUCUUAAUUCUUCCUGGAGGAAUCUGGGUCUAUGUACGGUUUGAAUGGUAGGAGGGGUAUUAUGGAUCCCGAAGUCAUCAAGCAAAGGGAACUCUGAAGAGGAUCUUUGUGUCAAAUCUCGAGUCCUGCAGAGAAGGCCAUACUAAAAAGAAGGGCGACAUGGAAUUAUAUCUUGUAUUGAGAAGAUGUGAUGUUUCAUAUCAUAUGCACUGUAAAGAAUGAGCAGAGAUUACAUGUACUGGAACCAGAGAUAGGAGCUAAGAUAAUGACGUAGGAUUGCAUCAGUCGAGAAGCUGAGAACAGUACUCCCAAUUCCUGUUCAGUCAUGGAAAUGAUACCAUCAGUUCCCAUCAAUAUUUUCAUCAAGGAAGAAAGAGAAGAGACCUUGUUGGACACCGAGGGGAAUGAAGAUGAGACCAAACAUAUUGUUUCUGGGUACACCAUCAAGAAAGAACCUGAAGAAGACAGGGAAGAAGAGGAAGAUGGCGUCUUGUCAACAAAUCAAGAAGGGUGGGAAAGCCAUGAUGACAGUUUCGAGUCGGGUUCAGAUAGAGGUGGAGUGGGAAGCACAGCCCAUAGUCCUGAGUCAGGUUCUGAUGGAGAUGAAGCAGAAUCUAAACAUUUUACAUCAGAAGAUAUCAUUGACAAUGGACAAGCAUUGGUAGGACACCAUGCCUCAAUCAGAAGUGGAGCUGUAUCCAAUCUCGGCGUAUGUUCUGUAGAAAAGCUGAGUCACUGUACAAAUUCCAGCGAGAUAUUUCGACCCAGUGUUCCUCACCGUGAUAUACACAUAGGACGAAAGGAGUGUGAAUGCUUCCGUUGUGAUGAAAAAUAUUCCAACAAGUGCGAUUCAAACCGCCAUAUUCUUACCCACUCAGGAGAGAAACGAUAUGAGUGUUUACAAUGUAAAAAGAAAUUUUCAACAAAGAGUAAUCUUAAUGCUCAUCUCUGCUAUGACUCUGAAGAAGGAAAACCAUACGUUUGUUCGGUUUGCGAAAAACAGUUUUGUAAGGAUUCUCUAAAACACCAUCUCAUUGCUUUCACAGGACUAAAGCCACAUGAAUGCAUCUAUUGUAAGAAAAGAUUUUGUCAAAAGGGUGACCUUAAACCCCAUCUCCUAUCUCACACUGGAGAAGAACCAUAUAAAUGUUCAAUUUGUAUCAAGGGGUUUUCGAGUGAGGAUGCUCUGAACCGCCAUUUUAUAGCGCACACAGGAGAAAAUCCAUUUGUAUGCGGCUAUUGUAAGAAAGGAUUUACUAAGAAUUCUGAACUCCAACGUCAUAUCCUAACCCACACAGAAAAUCCAUUUGUAUGCGGCUAUUGUAAGAAAGGAUUUUCUAAGAAUUCAGACCUCCAACGUCAUAUCCGAACCCACACCGGAGAAAAUCCAUUUGAAUGUGGCUAUUGUAAGAAAGGAUUUGGGAAGAAUUCUGAACUGCUACGCCAUAUCCUAACCCACACAGGAGAUAAGCCGUUUGAAUGUUCAUAUUGUGAGAAAAAAUUUUCUCAAAAGGGUUCCCUGAAAUGCCAUAUGCGAACCCACACAGGAGAGAAACCAUAUAAAUGUCCACACUGUGAGAAGGAAUUUGGUGAAAAAGGAAGCCUUAACCGUCAUCUCCCACAGCACACAGGAGAAAGGCCAUAUGAAUGCUGCCAUUGUAAGAAACGAUUCCGUCUGUAUAGAGAACUCAAGUGCCAUCUCCUGAUCCACACAGGAGAAAAGCAAAAUGAAUGUCCAGACUGUGGCAAAGUAUAUGCUCACAAACGCAGUCUAAGCCGCCAUCUUUUAAUCUGCAAAGGAGAGAAGCCGUAUGAAUGCAUGUAUUGUAAGAAAGGGUUUUCUCAGAAGGCUGGUCUUAAACGACAUGUUCGCACCCACACUGGAGAAAAACCAUAUGAAUGUGCUCACUGUAGGAAAGGCUUUGCUCAGAAUGGUGCUCUUAAACAGCAUAUCAAAACCCACACAGAAAAGCCUUAAUAUGCCCACCUGUAUACAAUUUGAUAAUUACUGUCCAUAUUCUUUCCGAUUAUCUCCAAACUUGAGGAGUAAUAUGUCAAAACUUUAUAAUUGAUAAAAUAAGCUUUAUAUUCAUACGGCUAUAUAAGGGUAAUCAUUAGUUUACUAAUGUAUUUAAGGCUAUUUAUAUACAAGAGUCAAACCAAUUUGAAAAUAGGGGAACAUUUCAUGAAACAAUUACCGGUACAUAAUAGCAAGAUCGUACAGUACAUAGACCGUGCAAUGAAAUGCUCGGGAGGAACGCCCUACAGCGUUGAGUAAGUAACAACGUUUUUUUACCUUUGCGUAUCGUGAUAUGGUUGUGUACAAAACAUAUGAGAGAAAUGGUGAAGGGGUGAAGGAAUAGACAAUUUCUACAUUUUAGGAUUUUUUUUUAUUCAUUUUUUUUCCUUAAAUCAAGGAUGAAUAUAUUUCAGAGAUUUCUGGGUAAUAAAAUGUGGAAUUAUUGCCAUGUGCCUCCCUUGAGCCCUCUACAAAAUUCCCUUCAUUUUCCCAUGUUUCAUACCCAGGUGGUGCACUGAUCUGAAUAAUAUCUAUAUAGUAUACAGAUCAGUGGUCGCGUGUCGAUGUGUUAAGAUUUACUUAACUCUAGUGAGCGCCCUACCCCAUGAGCAUUACUUGAGCGUUAAAAAAAAAUCGCUGAAGUGUCUGAUCUUCCCCUUGUAGUAUCUUUGAUAAUCGGCAGUGACAUUCACUUAUGAACUAUUAUUUGUUACUGAAAUCCUUACCUCAAAAUUGGCUAGAAACAAAAUUACUAGUCAGUGUCAAUAUCUGAUUAUUUGCUUCAUGAAACAUUUCCCAGUCUUCAGAUAAUUAUAAUGGAGAGAUUUAUGAACCUGCCUAAAGUCCUAUUCAGAACCCAAGGGAUAAAUUGAGAAACCUCUAUUUAGUCUCAGGUUCUAAGUUCUUCUUACCCAUUUGUAGGUCAAUUAGAUCCCAGUUUGAGGGGUAGAUCUACUCCUGCAUAGAAAAUAUGUGCUCUAAACAAAACUGUUUUCAUAAAUCAUUGAUCACAUAGAAUAAUGGAGAUUACUCGAUCAGGAUUGAGUCUGACCUAACUGUCUCAUUCUGUUGGAAUCCUGCUCAAUCUACCCCCCCCCCCACCAUUUUCAGCAUGGACAAAUACGAUUCCUGUUAAAAAGUGCUUCAAUAUUAUAGAUAUAAGUCUAUGUGAAGAAAGAUUUUAUAAUUGUAUUGCCUGUUUUUCUUUGUACAUAUUAAAAAUUUUGCAUAGACUUUGAGCAAGACUGAUGAUUAAAAAGCAGAAUGACAA